Lampris incognitus (smalleye Pacific opah) is the source of this 2565-nucleotide messenger RNA. It is a transcript of the gene slc5a8l, whose product is annotated as solute carrier family 5 member 8, like. NCBI's taxonomy places the organism in Eukaryota, Metazoa, Chordata, Actinopteri, Lampriformes, Lampridae. The record is from RefSeq and is a predicted model, not a curated record. Gene Ontology annotation, cellular component: membrane. The coding region runs from base 10 to 1845 and encodes 611 amino acids. Gene Ontology annotation, molecular function: organic acid:sodium symporter activity. The transcript is spliced from 15 exons. Gene Ontology annotation, biological process: propanoate transmembrane transport; sodium ion transport.
UGAUUAACCAUGGUUGGUACAGGGGGCCCCGUGGCCUCUUUCUCUGUCUGGGACUAUGUGGUGUUUGCAGGGACGGUCGUGGGAGCGGCGGGGAUCGGCCUCUUCCAAGCCAUCCGCGGCCGAAAGGAGACCACCAGCAAUGACUUCUUACUGGGCGGGCGUCAAAUGACGGCCGUGCCCGUCGCGAUGUCGCUCACCGCCAGCUUCAUGUCUGGCAUCACCGUCAUCGGCACGCCGGCUGAGGCUUACCGGUUCGGAGCUGCUUUCUGGCUCUUUGGGAUUUCUUACGCCAUCAUGUCCACCAUCACCGCUGAGAUCUUUGUCCCCGUCUUCUACCGGCUGGGAAUCACCAGCACCUAUGAGUACCUGGAGAUGCGAUUCAACAAGAGCAUUCGGAUUAUCGGGACAACCAUGUAUAUCGUACAGACGGCCCUUUACACUGGCAUGGUCAUCUACGCUCCAGCCCUGGCUCUCAACCAAAUCACUGGGCUUGAUCUAUGGGGAGUGCUGGUGGCCACAGGAGUCGUCUGUAUCUUCUACUGCACUUUGGGCGGGCUGAAGGCGGUCAUCUGGACAGAUGUGCUGCAGAUGGUGAUCAUGCUGGCAGGUUUUGUUGCAGUCAUCGUGAGAGGAGCCGUGAUAGCAGGAGGCCUGGGAAAGAUUUGGGAGGAUUCCAGAGAGGGAGGCCGGCUGGAUGCAUUCGACUUUGACCCAGAUCCUCUGAGGCGUCACACAUUCUGGACCAUUGUGGUUGGUGGCAGCAUGAUGUGGGUGUCUAUCUACUCCAUCAACCAGUCCCAGGUUCAGCGUUACAUCUCCUGCAAAAGCAUCACGCAUGCCAAAAUGUCGCUGUAUGUGAACAUGGUUGGCCUGUGGUUAACCGUGAGUCUGGCCGUGUUUUCUGGCCUCACCAUGUACUCCAUUUACAAGCACUGCGACCCGCUCACUAACGGAGACGUGAACGCCACUGACCAGCUUCUUCCCUACCUCGUGAUGGAUAUUCUGGCGGGUUAUCCUGGAGUCCCUGGCUUAUUUGUGGCUGCCACGUACAGUGGCACACUAAGUACCGUGUCGUCCAGCAUCAACGCCCUGGUGGCCGUCACCAUGGAGGACUUCAUUCGCCCUGUUUGGAAGAAUCUCACCGACAAACAGGUGCUCUGGCUCAACAUGGGCCUGAGUGUUGUCUUUGGUUUCCUGUGUAUCGGGAUGGCAGGCGUCGCCUCUAUGAUGGGGAGCAUUUUGCAAGCUGCUCUCUCCGUGUUUGGCAUGAUCAGCGGGCCUCUGCUUGGUCUUUACCUGCUGGGCAUGUUUUUCCGCUCCUCAAACUCCACAGGAGGGCUUACGGGACUGAUCUUGGGCCUUGUGUUGACGCUGUGGGUGGGCAUCGGAUCCCAGUUUUACCCGCCCACCGCUGAGAAAACCCUUCCCCUCCAGCUCAACAUUACAGGUUGUGACAACACAGGUAGCCAGAACUACACCACCGUGUCUCCAUGGACCACGGCCACGACACCGCUAACAACUCAGCAUGUUGAAAGGCCUGCCCUGGCGGACUCCUGGUACUCCCUGUCCUACCUUUACUUCUGCCCACUGGGCACGCUGAGCACAGUGCUUAUCGGCCUGCUCGUUAGCAUGAUCACUGGCGGCUGUAAGCAGAGGGACCUGAACUCUGAUCUGUUCGUGAGGACGAAUGACCUGAUUUGCUUUUCCCGCUGUCCCAGCUCGCAGGACAAGAAGCUGAUCGACGAGGCCGGGUCAGACGCGAAGAUCGACUACUACGACUUUAAAAUCACGGACUCUCAGGUUGGCGUCAUGGAUAAAAGUGUGGAGAAAGCCACGAGAUUUUAACGCCACAGAGUCGAGUCCCUGUAAGAGACAAAGUCUUAAUGGAGACGCGUUUUGUCAUUUUGACUUUCACGUCUGGAUCCAAAGCUUUUCCAUAGACUGCCUGGAGAGGAGCGAGCGCCUGCGUGAUGAAGACGGGGACAGACGCUGCUCAUUAGGAAGACAUUUUAAAUGAGACAGACCUAUAGAUGACGAUCAGCCACGGCUACGGCGUCGCAGAGGGAAAACUAGCUGUGAAUAAGACAUGGGCUCGAUUCAACAUAUAUGUUGAUGCAAAUGUGAAAUGUAUUUAAUACAGUUGUGUUGGAACAUGUUGCCGAAAGUGAUUUUUACCGCGUAUUCCUUGUUUUACCUGACUAUCAAAUGCGAUUCUUUUCUUUUUUCCUUUUUACAUCUCUCUCCGUUAGUAGAAAAUUGCAGAAUGACUUCAAACGAUUUGUAAAUGGAGAAGAAAUGGACGCCCGUCACGCUGCUCGCUGUUAAAAGGGACCUUUAAUUUACUUGGAAAUUGAGAAUAAUGUGAAGGUUCGCCUUGUUCGGCCUCCACAAAUGGUUCUGUAUUUAAUAUUGUAAUUUACUUUUAUAUGUUGUAACACGUCAGAGGUGGUGUGUGUGUGUGUGGGGGGGGGUAUCAUUCCUGUUUUUUCCCUGCAUUUGGUUUAUGGAGAAAAAAAAAGACUGCACUAACUGUACAUAAAUACACUAUCAAUAAAUCCUCUGUUA